AUGGUCUCUCGGUGGCAGGGCGUGGGGGCCUACAAGCGCCGCAGAUCUCUAGAGGACCAGGAGCAGCUGGAGGAGAGCGACCUCACGCAGCCUACAACUGGCCAUCUUGGGAGCUCCAGCAGCGCCCUGGGCUCGCUGCGCAGACAGUUCCAAAAGAGGCUGCCCCUGAGAACCGUCAGCCUCAACCUCGGGGCAGGCCCCUCCUGGAAACGCCUGGAAAACCCAGAGCCAGGGCAGCAGGGCGUCCAGGCUGCGGCGCGCUCAGCUAAGAAUGCCUUCGGUGCCAUGUCCCAGAGAAUCCAAGAGUCCUGCCAAAAUGGCUCCAAGUGGUUGGUGGACACUCAGGUAAAAGCUAGAAGGAAGAGAGGGGCACCGAAGGGCAGUGGUCCUCCAGCUCGUAGCCUGAGCCAGAAGAGCACCCGGCCACCUGGAGCCAGCCCUGCCUACUCAGCCCUAGACCCCUGGGAGGCAGAGCAGCACAGUUUCUCGAGCCAGAGGACGCCACGGGCCCACCUGCGACAGCGGUCCAGGAGGGAGGCUGUCUUGAGGAGCCCCUAUUCCUCAACAGAGCCCCUCUGCUCCCCCAGUGAGUCUGACAGUGACGUGGAGCCGGUGGGGGUGGGAAUCCAGUGUCUCCAGAAGCUGUCUCACAAGUUACAUGAAGUCAUUGUGGCUGAAGACAGUGGCGACAUGACCGUUUCUCUCAUUCGGGACUGA
Messenger RNA from Chrysochloris asiatica (Cape golden mole), 717 nucleotides. It is a transcript of the gene PIMREG, whose product is annotated as family with sequence similarity 64, member A. The transcript has 4 exons. Bases 1 to 717 code for a protein of 238 amino acids. NCBI's taxonomy places the organism in Eukaryota, Metazoa, Chordata, Mammalia, Afrosoricida, Chrysochloridae. The record is from RefSeq and is a predicted model, not a curated record.